Mercurialis annua (annual mercury) is the source of this 500-nucleotide messenger RNA. Its product is annotated as glutathione S-transferase T1-like. NCBI's taxonomy places the organism in Eukaryota, Viridiplantae, Streptophyta, Magnoliopsida, Malpighiales, Euphorbiaceae. The annotation marks the transcript as partial. The record is from RefSeq and is a predicted model, not a curated record. The transcript has 4 exons.
AUAUUGUACCCUACGAGAAAAUUGCCUGCCAUAGUUGAUGGAAGAUUCAAGCUUUUUGAAAGUCAUGCAAUUCUUAUCUAUGUAUUCCCUGGAGUUCCAGAUCAUUGGUAUCCGGCUGAUGUAUUCAAGAGAGCCAAAAUUCACUCAGUAUUGGAUUGGCAUCACUCAAAUUUACGCAGAGGGGCCGGUAUUAAAUUCUUUGUUUUCGUUUUGGAUGAAGAGGAUCGGAAUCGAAUACUCAGCCCGCACAAAAAAGUUGAGCAAUGGAUUGAGGACACAAAACAAGUAACGAGGCCUCAUUUUGAUGAAGUGCACAAAGUCAUAUUUAAAGCUAAAGAAAGAUUCCAGAAGCAGAGGUCAAUGGGUGCAACAAACAGUGAGACUGAACCGAAAUUAACAUUAGAGUCCAAGAUGUAAAGAAUUUUGGUGUUCAUGCUGACCGUAUGUACUGUAUAUGAGACCAAUGCUUGUUGCAUCAUUUAAUAAAGGUUUCAAUAUUU